Molecule: messenger RNA, 774 nt
Organism: Fonsecaea monophora
Lineage: Eukaryota; Fungi; Ascomycota; Eurotiomycetes; Chaetothyriales; Herpotrichiellaceae
Product: 40S ribosomal protein S1
Exons: 3
Coding region: 1-774 (257 amino acids)
Biological process (GO): translation
Cellular component (GO): cytosol; ribosome
Molecular function (GO): structural constituent of ribosome
Source: RefSeq, a predicted model, not a curated record
AUGGCUGUUGGAAAGAACAAGCGAUUGAGUAAGGGAAAGAAGGGGUUGAAGAAGAGAACGCAGGAUCCCUUCACCCGGAAAGAUUGGUAUUCGAUCAAGGCUCCGUCUACAUUCAACCAGCGAGAUGUCGGCAAAACCCUCGUGAACCGCACCACGGGUCUGAAAUCCGCCAAUGAUGCCCUCAAGGGCCGUAUCUUCGAAGUCUCGCUUGCCGACCUGCAGAACGACGAGGACCAUGCCUUCCGCAAGGUCAAGCUCCGGGUUGACGAGAUCCAGGGCAAGAACUGCCUGACCAACUUCCACGGAUUGGACUUCACUUCAGACAAGCUGAGGAGUUUGGUGAGGAAGUGGCAGACGUUGAUCGAGGCCAACGUCACUGUCAAGACCACGGAUGACUACCUUCUGCGGCUGUUCGCCAUCGCCUUCACCAAGCGUCGCCCCAACCAAAUCAAGAAGACAACAUACGCCGCUACCUCGCAAAUCCGGGCCAUUCGCAAGAAGAUGACCGAGAUCAUCCAACGCGAGGCCACCAGUGUCACCCUCGCCCAAUUGACUGGCAAACUCAUUCCCGAAGUCAUUGGACGCGAGAUUGAAAAGUCCACCCAAGGCAUCUACCCCCUCCAGAACGUACACAUCCGCAAGGUCAAGCUGCUCAAGGCCCCCAAGUUCGACCUCGGCGCUUUGUUGGGUCUGCACGGCGAGAGCGGCCAGGAUGACGAAGGCCGGAAGGUCGAGAGGGAGUUCAAGGAGCCCGCACCUCUGGAGAGCGUGUAA